Molecule: messenger RNA, 1058 nt
Organism: Diospyros lotus (date-plum)
Lineage: Eukaryota; Viridiplantae; Streptophyta; Magnoliopsida; Ericales; Ebenaceae
Product: meiotic nuclear division protein 1 homolog
Exons: 11
Coding region: 135-815 (226 amino acids)
Biological process (GO): reciprocal meiotic recombination
Cellular component (GO): nucleus
Molecular function (GO): double-stranded DNA binding
Source: RefSeq, a predicted model, not a curated record
CUUCAUUAAAAAUGGAAAAAGAAAAAUCUCUACCGCCAAAACGCCGGGCACUCAUCUCAGCCGUCUUAUAUACGCUUCUUCUCCUCUCGUUCCCUCUGCAACCACAGUACUGAAGAGUGAAGAGGAUUGUUGCAAUGUCUAAGAAAAGAGGUCUUUCGUUGGAGGAAAAGCGUGAGAAGAUGCUGCAAAUCUUUUAUGAAUCGCAAGACUUCUUCCUUCUCAAGGAACUUGAAAGGCUCGGACCCAAGAAAGGUGUUAUCAGCCAGUCUGUAAAAGAUGUUGUCCAAAGUCUAGUAGAUGAUGAUCUUGUUUCAAAAGACAAGAUUGGAACUUCUGUAUACUUCUGGAGUCUUCCAAGUUGUGCUGGAAAUCAGUUGAGAAAUGUGUAUCGGAAACUUGAAGCUGAUCUUCAAAGUAGUAAAAAAAGGCUUGAAGAGCGUGUUGAGCAAUGUAAUGCCUUAAAGAGGGGAAGAGAGGCGUCUGAUGAAAGAGAAAAGGCCUUAGAGGAGCUAAAAGCUAUUGAACAGAAGUAUAACAAGUUAAAGGAUGAAAUGGGACAGUAUGCGGACAAUGAUCCAGCUGCUUUUGAAGCAAUGAAGAAAGCUACAGAAGUUGCCCAUGCAGCAGCUAAUAGAUGGACAGACAACAUUUUUACCUUGCUACGUUGGUGUUCAAACAAAUUUCCCGAGGCCAAGGAGCAGCUUGGGCACUUGUAUGAAGAGGUCGGGAUAACAGAUGAUUUUGACUAUCUGGAACUACCCACAGCUGUCCCUCUCGGAACAGCUGGUGAUGAAAGGCCAGAAGGCAAUCCUUAGGAGUAGCGGUGGAUCAAGGAAUAGCGUACGUGCUCAUGCUUGUAGCUCUGGUUCUUACAUAUAUCAUUCACUGAAUGAAAUUGCGCCUGUACAUACUGACCCCAAAAACAAAAAACAAAAACAAAAAGAAGGGAGAAGGGAGAUUUACUUGAUUGAAGAUUGAUUCCCAACCAUAUGUUCCAUCUGUUAAUUCAUUUUUUUGUGAUAUUCACUCAAAAUUCAAAUUCAAUUUUUCAUGGUCAA